AUGUGGGGAGCGCUAAUUAGGGGAAGCAACCGAGGGAGGAACUCGGAGAGAGAGAGAGGGAGAGACUUGUGGAAAAGAGCGGGACAAGGAAUACCGCACAGAGCGAAGGAGGUGGGUGGCGGGAAGGCCGUCGCCGCCGUCGUGAGGGUGAGAUGUGGUGAGCAAGAGCGGGAGGUUGGGGUGGGGUGCGCGGUCAGAGAGACCCAGCGACCCAGCCGUACAUUACACACAACAACCACACACACGAGAGAGUGAGAGAGAGAGAGAACGCCCACCAACAACCGCACCUACGACAACCGACCCCACCCCGGCCCUUUUUUACACGACUCGCCCACCCCAGCCAACCACGAGCGGCGAGAGAAGGGAGGGCGGCGGGGGGGGGAAAGAGAAGCUCGUUCUCCCUCACCAUCGCCACCACACACGCACGGGCAACAGAGGAGAGAAGGAGGAGAGAGAGAGGGAGGUGAGAGAGGCGAGAGAGGCGCGGGGGUGAGCCCCCAAAAUGGCGGCGGACGACCGCUCCCGUGCCGACAGCGCCAAGCAGAAGCGCGCCGCGCAGCUCAAGCGCUGGGCCGGCUCCGAGACGGACCUCGAGACGGCGGUGCUGCGUCGCAAGAAGAGCAAGGUGAAGUUCGACGACGGGGCAGUGUUCCUGGCCGCCUGCUCGAGCGGCGACACGGACGAGGUGCUCUCGCUGCUGGAGCGCGGCGCCGACAUCAAUUACGCGAACGUGGACGGGCUCAGCGCGUUGCACCAGGCCUGCAUUGAUGAAAACUUCGACAUGGUAAAAUUUCUGGUGGAACGCGAUGCCAACAUCAAUCAGGCGGACAACGAGGGCUGGACUCCUCUGCACGCUGCUGCGUCCUGCGGCUACAUCGACAUUGCCAAGUACCUGAUCGCGCAUGGCGCCAAUGUGGCAGCGGUCAACAGCGAGAGCGAGCUGCCCCUGGACAUCACCGAGGACGAGGCCCUGGAGGACAUGCUGCAGGAGGAGCUCAGCAAACAUGGCGUAGACCAGGACGCGGCACGCAAGGAGGAGGAGCAGGUGAUGAUGCGCGACGCUCGCCAGUGGCUCAACAGUGGACGCAUAGACGAAGUGCGGCACCCUAAGUCGGGCGGCACCGCUCUGCACGUGGCCGCCGCCAAGGGCUACAUCGACGUCAUCAAGCUGCUGCUGCAGGCGGGCUUCGACGUGAACGUGCGAGACAACGACGGCUGGACUCCGCUGCACGCCGCCGCGCACUGGGGCAAGGAUGAGGCGUGCCGCGUGCUUGUCGAGAACUUCUGCAACAUGGAGGCGCUCAACAAAGUGGGGCAGACGGCGUUCGAUGUGUCCGACGAAGACGUGCUCAGCUAUUUGGAAGAGCUGCAAACGAAGCAGAAAACGAUGAAGAUCGAGAAGGAGAAGCAACCCAUUAACAGCGAGAUAAUCGAGUCGAAUGACACCAACUCCAUCAAAUCUAGAGGGAAGGAGGGUGAUGGUGAGAGCAAGCACGACGAGACGAGCAGUUCCAGCUCCGAGGAGGAGGACGACGAGGAUGAGGAGGAGGACCAGGAGGGUUCUGAGGCCGAGUCGCAGCCCGAGAACCACACAGGGAAAAACCGGCCAUCCGUCAAGGAGAACAACAACAACAACAAGACCACGCCCUCCCCGGCCCCGCUGACGGUGACGAACACCCAGCCGCCCGCGGCCGCCACCACCACCACCACCACCCCGACGUCGCCCUCCAGGAAGGAAGAUGCCGAUGUUGAAAUGAAUUACUGUAUUCCUGUGUUGCAUCCGAGUGUGUUCCCGAGCUCGUUCCCGCGAGCCGGCGCGGGCGGCAUCGCCGCUCCCAAGGAGGAGGAGAAGAAGACCGUGGACGUUGCGCCCCCUGCCAGCGCACCCGCCUCAUGGCGCUCGGGCCUGCGCAAGACCGGUAGCUACGGCGCGCUGCCUGAGGCGGCGGCGGCGGCGGCGGCGGGAGCGGCGGGAGCGGGCGAGCCGCCGCGUGACGCCCUCCGCGAGAGGGGCGACGUCACGCAGGCCGGCUCGGGGAUCGCCCGCUCGGCCUCGAGCCCCCGGCUCACCACCACCGAGACGCGCGAACGCGAGAGGGCGUUGCUGGCGCAGCCGGCAGGAGAAAGGGACAGCCUGGGCACGAAGCUCGCCCGCGUCCCUCCGACCAUCAGCGACAACAAGUUCGCGUUCCCGCGCAAGCUUGGGACUGCCGCCCUGGAGGAGAAGGAGAAUAGGGACACGGUGGGGAUGCUUUUAGCUCGAAGUAGCUCCUACACCCGACGGAGAUUCGAUGAUUCGAGCGAAAACACUGCACCCGCGUACCAGCGCAGCAGCCCCAACGGGAGGCACGGCGGAGAGGUCUCUUCUUCUGACUCUUCCUCAGGCCUCUCGCCCUCCUCACCCCCUCCGGUCCUCCCCACCUCCACGUCCACCACUCCUGUGCCCACAGUCCGUGUCUCGGACGACGUUACGAACGUUACUAGCACUGCCCCAGUCUCUGCCGUAGCCCCCUCAGUGGGCAGUAGCUCGGCCAUCUUUCGCUCUCGGGUCGAGGAGGCCCCCGAACGGGGCAGCAGGGAGGGCAUCGGUGGCGGCAGUGGUGGCACCGUGCCCGCCGUCACCGUGACGGUCCCGCCCACGGUGUCGGGAGGCUCGGCCCCGUCCCUGGAGUGCGGGGCGGCCCUGUCCGGGGAGAACAGAGAGCGACGCAGGUCAUACCUCACGCCUGUACGUGACGAGGAGUCGGAGUCGCAGAGGAAGGCCAGGUCCAGGCAGGCCCGGCAAACGCGUAGGUCGACCCAGGGCGUCACCCUGACGGACCUACACGAGGCUGAGAAGAUCCGGCGCUAUGGCUCGGACAAGCGCGGGGGCCGCGAGCAGCCUGAGGAGAAGGAGUCCGCGGAGCGACUCGACGACAAGAAGGACACGGAGUCGCGGGAGGCGUCGGACGCGCGGGGGCGGCCCUCUCGCACCUACGGCAGCGACACCCAGGACGGUGCCUACCAGAGGUUGCGCCCUUCGGCGUCGCUGGCGCCGGCGGUCGGGGGGUCACCGGCGGGGAGGGCGGGCGGCGGAGGGAGCACGGGGUCGGGUCUCGGCGGCGGUGGCUCGACCCGUGUGCCCACGGUCACCGUCGUGGAGCCAGAGAGGGGCGAUUCGGGCGAGGAGGACAGCCAGACGGAGGGAGACAAGGGCAAGAACAAGUUGUCGGUGGUGCGGGAUCGGCGCCGCCCACGGGAGAAACGCAGGUCCACCGGCGUGUCCUUCAUGAGCCCCGACUCUCAGAGCGACGAAAAUGACCACGAUCUGUCGGAUGAAGAAGAAGAGAGUGAAGAGGUGGAAAAGGAAGUGAAAGAGGUGCGUCCAAAGCCCGACAAAACCACAAGUUCCAUCCUCCACUCGGGCCCUAUCCCCGCCCGUCGCCCUCCCUGGCCUGGCCUGUUGGGCAGUGGGUUGUUCAACACAGUAGCGACGAGCACGAGCCUCUCGGAGAACUACAGCGAACGGUACGCAGAUCGGAUGAGAAGCGUAGCGGCAGGCCGGCCUGGCCGCCCCGUGCCCUCCUUGGCCCCCGCCCCGCAGCCCACGGAGCUACCGGACACAAAGGACUACCGCAAGCUGUAUGAGCAGAUGAGGAAGGAGAACGAAGAGAUGAGGAAGAAGUUGCGGGACGCACAGCUUCAGCUGGCCGAGACCAAGGUGCAGCUGGAGAGGGUGACACAGAGACAAGAGCGUUUUGCUGACAAGACGUCGCUGUUGGAGGCAGAGAAGAGGGAAAAAAGAGCCCUGGAGAGAAAAGUUUCAGAGAUGGAGGAGGAGAUGAAGCCUCUGGAGCAGGGUCUCGGAGACCUGAGGGCUGACAACCAGAGACUGAAGGACGAGAACGCUGCGCUGAUUAGGGUGAUUAGCAAGCUGUCCAAAUAGCAGCGAUCCGCUCCCCCGCCCCAGUCGUCCCAGUCGCCCGCCCUCACGCAGGGGGGAGGGGGUGGAGAGAGCCGCAAGCCGGACGAUGAAGCACAUCCGUGAACCCGUCCGCUGGCUGUUCCCGGCGCUGGUGGACAUCGUACUCCACUGACCACCACUACUACUUACCCUCCCCCACUUCCCCCCACCCUGGCUCAGAGACUUGACGUGGACGCACGUCCUGGAUGCCACUCUGCACUGCCAAUUGCGAAGGCGGUAGAAUCUGCCGCACCGAAGACGGUUGGGGGGGGAGGUGGCGACAGUCCAUGCUGGUUAAUGCAGCCGCAUGCGCGUGCAUGCGUACGAUUAGCCUUACAAGAAACCACGUUGUGUUGCCGAGUGUGCGCGGUGUUGACCGAGUGAUUGGGAUGGGGGAGAGACGGAGAGAGGGGGGGGGUCAUCGCGGUCUGAGACUGCAAUUGCUUUUUCCUUUGCAGGCGUUUGUGUGUGUGCUCUGUGUAGCCGCUGGGGGGGGGGGGUGGUACAUGUGAUUUGUGUUUCUCAGCUUGUGGCGUUAAAGGUCGGGAGAGAGAGGGAAGUGGAGAGAGGGAAGGGGACAGGAAAGGGGCUGCGUGUGCCAUUCCGUUCAUUUUACCAUUAUUCUUAUCACUAUUGAUAUUUUAUUUGUUUUAAUAUUAUUCCCAAAUCCCGUUCCAUUGAGUACACAGUUCGUUUUGUGUUGUCCCAUCUAUGGUCACUUGUUUGUUUAAGGGCAAUGAGCAAACGAACGAAACAGCUUUAUUACAGCAUCGCGUAUUCAGGCUUGCACGGUUGCUCCCAAAUCACCUUUGGCAUUGAACCACUAUCUACUCACCCGUGCACCCCCCCCCCUUCCCGAGAGAGGAGGUCACGACACUGUGUAUGUUACCCAACCAAGUGUGUACUCGUACGGUCAGGUUAAGGAGGUGGCCGGGGGCAUUUCUCUAUGGCUCCGUGUGAGAAUGUCCGCCAAGCCAACUCCUGUGUAAAGCUCACAUUUGCGCGCACAGCCACUUGGGCUGGGUGACCAGAGAUCGUUACGGUCUGAGCACCUCCUUGCUCAAAAGAGCAUUAGUUGACACGUAACUCCCCUUGGUGGCCCUGUUUGGACUGGGGGAAAUUCGACGUGACCAUUAUUCAGAUUUGUCCUAUAGGAGGAUGUGACCACUGUUGACUUCCCACAAAAGGUGGUACCUGUUUUAAUUCUUAUCGACUCUAGGGGAAUGAUGGGACCGAGUCUCAACUGACGAUCUGGAUUUGAGUUUUGCGACUUUCCCAUUGCAGGUUGAGCGUGCCCGCGGCACGUUGCCACUCGGUCGGGCACGACGGUGUGAGGGUUCAAUAAAUUAACAAAAAAUCUGCUCGGCUGAGUGUGAACGAGAGUAUCCCCGAGGCCUCUCGCCUAAAGCCCCCAGCUUGCAAGCGUUACAUUUGCUACGUUAUUUUAAUGCUCAUGUUAUAUAUUUUUUGUUGACUUGAAAUAAAAGGCAUGUAACAGUAUAUCCUUCAGAUUGCCAUGCUAACGCAGUCAGUGCAUUGACCUCUUAUGUCCACCAAUACAUUUCUAAAGGGCAAAAGGGCUUUGACAUCGGUGACCCGGCAACAAAAUGCGCUUGCGCGUCCAUGGGCAACUUUAGGAAAUGCAUGCACCAGUUGAGCCAGAUUAGGCAGAAGAAAACCACGGUUUUUUUAAAAUUAAGAAACCCAGAUUUAUACAUGUGUUGUCACACAUGAAGUUUGAACCACAUUUCCACAGCAGCCUCUUUGCAGACCUCAUUAGCUGUUAGUUUGGUUUUGGUUUAUUUUUUGUAUCUAAUCUUUCCCAAAACAUGUUGGGCCUGAUUCAUGGGUUGGUUGAAACUGCUGUCCUGGCUACUUUUCCAACAAACAAUGACAAACUGUCUUUUUUACCUUCGGUGUACGAGUCGAGGGGGGGGGGGGGGGGGGCUCAGUAUAUGUGUCUGCAGAAAAUAACUUUCCACCAACAUUUGGUGGGAACAAUGCAAACGCCAAUUUUUGUUGUUGCAUGUUUGACAAUCUUCCAAUAUAAAUUGGAGAAUCUGCUAAAAAAAAAUUGGCUGCUGACAGAUGGAGCCCAAGGCAUUAAGUCAGUCUGUGUGGUACAUUGCAUUCGGUGAGAAAAAAAAAGAGAUUGUCGGCCUUACGGUGCAAACAAGCUGUGUGAAUGCAUUGCUCUUAACACUGGUAUUAUUAAAUUGGUGUGACUGAACUGUUCAUGUCGGCUAAGUUCAGUUCUCAAGACGGGCAAUAGAUGGGGUCUGCUACGCAACAUUAUUGCCUGGGCAUGCUAUCCAUCACUUGUUAAAAGUGAACAUUAGCCACGUGAUGUUUAGUAAAACAAAUAUUUUGAAGUUUGUGAUUGCCUUCAGAAAGUUAAAUUUUUUGGAAAAAUUCCUGGCCAACAAAAUAGGAUUUUUUUUAUUGCAUUAUUCAUGGAUAAAUUAUCUGCAUGGGUAGCGCUUCGACUAUUUGGUAGAUUACAAAUCCCAAAUAGGGAUUAACACAUCCCAUCAUCCCUCUGGUUAUUAAAACGCAUACCUGGGGGAAGUCGAACAGUGGUCGUGCUUAGUGUCGGCUCUCCAAUAUCGAGUGAAAUGUGGAGCUUCCACGGCGUCACCGGGUGGUCAUAGUCCGCAGGGUCAUUGCAGCUGAUGCUGUCCACAACCCAACCGUCGCAUCCUAACGCAUCCCAAAAACGUGGCGGUCAACAACUGCCCUUAAUUUUUUUUAUCUGUCCUUAGCUCCUCGUCUUGGUUGUAGAUCUAUGGGUGCCCGCUCCACAGAUGGUCUGGCACAAUGCCAAGGCGUGUUUUGAGAAGGGAGUUUUUAAAAUGUAACGUGAUGGUACCAAACGUUUUGUUUGCCACUGUUUGUUAAAAGGAAGGGUCUUGAAAAACACAGACGUAGCCCGUGCGUGCAGAGGCACAUGUGAUGUCAUGGUGGUAACUCGUGGAUGUUGCUAUGUAAACUUGUAGCUACAAGCGCGCGCACCCCUUCAUGUUAUAUAACGGUCUCCCUGCUCCAACUGUUGCUUGAGGCGGUGCUCAUCUGCUCAGGCCGCCCUAAGCCAUUGGUGGAAUUUCCUUGUGACCAUAUUGGGAGCGAGACUGGACCCCACCACCCCCUGUUGACUAAGCACAAGGGGAACUUUUCUCGAGCGACCCACAGGGACGAUGGGUCGCAUGAACCCCUGCACGGAACUAGAACUUAGAACCCUCCAAUCGGGCGUCAAAAGCUCUCCGACCAGUCACGGCUGACCAAAUUUAUACAUUGACUUCACGGCUGAAAUUUCAAUAAGCAUGAGCAUAACAUAACCGUUAUUAAUGCAGUUUACAGCAACUUAAUGACCCUAUACAAUAAUGCGCAAUUGGGUAAAAAAAACCUCUCAAAAGUAAUGUUUCAAGUCAUGUUUCUGCAAUUUUGAAAAAUCAUAAACACACUGAACCGUGUCACCAGAGUGAUUUUGAUCAUUCUUACCAGGGCUCUUGAAUAGAGGUCACUUGCCAGAUGCACAACCAUAGCCUUAUCGCUGUCCUAAAAUAAAUUUCCCACUCCCACCAAGUUUAGGGGCAGUCACAAUUCACCCAUGAAUGCCCUCUUCGUUUUUAUUAUAUUUUCUUUUCUACGUUUUGAAAUUGUCUACCCAACACUGCGCGUGUUUCGCUAUCUCUAUAUAUUAGCCUCGCUUCCCACACGACGUGUCAAAACAGUACUCCCAGUACGUGCAAAGCAUUUUGUACGCGUAUUAAGAAUAAUGAUACAUUAAGAGUCAAACGCUUGGAGUAUUUUAUACAUACUGACUAGAUGUCCACAUUGAGUUGAGGAAGUGAAAAAAACUACUUUUAAAAACAAUAAUAUAAAAAAUCACGUAAUAAAAAUAAGUAAGGCUUUGUUUUUGAAAAGCAAAAAAUUAAUAAUCAUGCACACUGUAUUGGACUGUUAAUAAUACACCGUUGGAGUCUACGCGUGUACAAUGCCAUGCUUUGCGAGAGACGCCCAGCAUGUCUACCUGUAUAUGUACGUACGUUUUGUAUGUAUAUGUAUGUAACGUGCUUGUGCAGCCCAGAUAAGGGAUGCGGCGGCCCCCUGAUGUGUAUGGUUAAUGGCGUGAGAGUGGUUUAAUUGAUGAUGUGGUUUGAACGUCUGGGAGGGGUCACAGCUGUAAGCACUCACGGACAAGAGUUCAGUUAAUCCAUCACAGUUUUUAACGGAACUGUAUACUAUUUUGUCACAUAAUUUUAAACAAUAAAAAAAACAUUUUAAAAAUGUA
Molecule: messenger RNA, 8234 nt
Organism: Petromyzon marinus (sea lamprey)
Lineage: Eukaryota; Metazoa; Chordata; Hyperoartia; Petromyzontiformes; Petromyzontidae
Source: RefSeq, a predicted model, not a curated record